Messenger RNA from Lagopus muta (rock ptarmigan), 3992 nucleotides. RefSeq names its product G protein-coupled receptor 37 like 1 (gene GPR37L1). The record is from RefSeq and is a predicted model, not a curated record. Gene Ontology annotation, cellular component: signaling receptor complex; plasma membrane. NCBI's taxonomy places the organism in Eukaryota, Metazoa, Chordata, Aves, Galliformes, Phasianidae. Gene Ontology annotation, biological process: positive regulation of MAPK cascade; adenylate cyclase-inhibiting G protein-coupled receptor signaling pathway. The coding region runs from base 408 to 1895 and encodes 495 amino acids. The transcript is spliced from 2 exons. Gene Ontology annotation, molecular function: G protein-coupled peptide receptor activity.
GAGCGGUUGGGCUGGAAGGUCCCUUAAAGAUCACAGAACUGCAGAACCACAGAUGGAAUACUUGGGUUGGAAGGGCCCUGGAAGAUCCCAACCCUUGCCUUGUUCUGGUUGCCCCCCACCAGCUCAGGCUGCCCAGGGCCCCAUGGGGAGAUGCUGGGGGUCUCUGGAGUGCAGUGGAGGAUGCGCAGCCCGGGCUGUGGCUAUCAGCUUUUGGCAGCGUCCCGGCAGCGGUGGGUGACCAGCAGAGGGCCCGGCUCUGCCGCUCCUUUAUCCCGCCCGGAGCGCCCCGCAGAGCCCACAGCAGCGGCCGCAGCCGGACCGAGCGGAGCUCCUCCGGCCCCUCCUCGUUCCCCGCAGCCCCGGGGCUGCUCCGUCAGACGCUUCCCGCAGAGGGUGCGGAGGACAUCAUGCCUUCGCCCCCAUCGCUCGUCCUCCUGCUGCUGGCACUGCCGGGGGCCGCGGCGAUGCCGGGCGCAGUCGGGCGGCACGCAGAAGGUGGCGUGCGCCCAAACCAGGGCGCAGGUGGAGGCGGGAUGCUGCCGGUGGCUGCACAGGAUAACGCAGAGCUGAAGGCGCGGCCGCGUCGGGGCACGGUGGAGGACUCCAAGUCGGUGCAGCAGUACGUGCCGGGGGUGCGGGUGGAGUUCCCACGGCCCAUCAACGCCGCCAGCCUGCACCCCACCAGGGCCAUGGUGCCGUCCAGCACCGACCCCUCUGAGCAGCAGCGGGGGGUCCCCACGGACGGGGGGGCUGAGCCCGCCGCCAACCUGACCACGGUGUCCGACAAGAGGCUGCAAAUCCAGAACCCGCUGUACCCGGUGACGGAGAACUCGUACAGCGCCUACGCCGUCAUGUUCCUGUCCCUCAUCGUCUUCGCAGUGGGCAUCAUUGGGAACCUGUCGGUGAUGUGCAUCGUGUGGCACAACUACUACAUGAAGAGCGCCUGGAACUCCAUCCUGGCCAGCCUGGCUUUCUGGGACUUCCUCAUCCUCUUCUUCUGCCUGCCUGUGGUCAUCUUCAACGAGAUCACCAAGAAGAGGCUGCUGGGGGACAUCUCGUGCCGCAUCGUGCCCUUCAUGGAGGUCUCAUCCCUGGGAGUCACCACCUUCAGCCUCUGCGCCCUGGGCAUCGACAGGUUCCACGCGGCCACCAGCCCGCAGGCCAGCGCCCGGCCCAUCGAGCAGUGCCAGUCCAUCAUUGCCAAGCUGGCUGUCAUCUGGGUGGGCUCCAUGACGCUGUCGGUGCCCGAGGUCCUGCUCUGGCAGCUGGCCCAGGACACGUCGCCCGUGUCUGGCGUGGUGACCGAGUUUUGCACCAUGAAGCCUUCGUCCAACCUGCCCGAGUCCGUCUACUCGCUGGUGCUCACCUACCAGAACGCCCGGAUGUGGUGGUACUUCGGCUGCUACUUCUGCCUGCCCCUCCUCUUCACUGUGAGCUGCCAGCUGGUGACCCGCAGGAUCCGCGGCACCGAGCAGAAGGCCGAGUGCCGUGGGACCAAACACAGCCAGUGUGAGAGCCACCUCAACUGCACCAUCAUCGGGCUGACCGUCAUCUACGGGCUCUGCACCACCCCUGAGAACGUCUGCAACAUCGUGGUGGCCUACAUGUCCCCCGACAUGUCCAAGCAGACCUUGGACCUGCUCAACCUCAUCAACCAGUUCUUUCUGUUCUUCAAGUGCUCGGUGACGCCCGUCCUGCUCCUGUGCCUCUGCAGACCCCUGGGCCAGGCCUUCAUGGAUUGCUGCUGCUGCUGCUGCGAGGGCUGCGGUCCCGAUGCCGCCUCCAGUGAGGGCAGCGCCGAUAGCAAGCUCAAGACAGAGAUGUCCUCCUCCAUCUUCUUUGACAAGCCCCGGGAGUCCCCUCCGCCCCUCCUGGCUCUCGGCACGCCGUGCUAAGUGCCAACCAGGAGCCGUAGAGAGCAUUUCACCACCUCCUCCCAAGACCAAACGUUGUUUCUGCCAUUAGUGCCCCGUGCCCGGACGUGGAGCAAGCAGGAGAGUCAGCUCAGGGGCUGCACCAUGGGCUUCAAACCCCGUGUUGGGCAAGGGGUGUCCCGUCCCCGUGGCUACAAGUGGCCUUCUUGCCUCUGCCCAAAGGACAUCAGCUCCCUCUGUGCCUGGCCAGGCUGGGAGGUUGCUGCUCUGCUGAUGGAGUUGUGCAGGAAAGGUCCCAUCUGCUAUCAAGGAGGGUUUGCAGAGGACUUAGCAAACACAAACUGCCCUCGUCCUGUCCCGUCCCCUCCUGCCAGCCCCCUCCACAGUAGGAGAAGGUCCCAGCGACCAGAUCCCAGCAGUGCCCUGUAAGAGCUCAAUAAACCAGUAAACUAGAGCACGUUGUGCAUGUAGACAUGCAGAGCAAUGGGGGGUCAGAGCACGGUGGGCUGUGUGACCCCACGCUCUUCCCUUAGACCUGGGGGCUCUGGGUGGGCACGGGCAGCUCAGUGGGGUGAGGACACACGGGGGUCAGGAAAGCGGCGUUGGGCCAGGCAGUGGCUGAGGGUAAUGGCGUGCUGCUGAGAGCCAGGGCAGCCUCUGCUGAGCUCCUCCAAGCACUCAGUGCUUUGUGGGGUUGGGUUGGUCCCAGCAAAGCUCAGCACUGGGCAGCAGUGCCCUACAGCCUGCAAAGCACUGUGCAGAACCAAGAUCCCACAUCCCAUCCAAAGAGCCCCACGCAGCGCUCCCGGCUCCUCGUCCACUUUGCCCAUUAGGGGCACAAAACCCACCCGAGGUGCCGAUCUCAAACCAGCACACGUUCCAAACCCAGCAUCCACGUCUCACCAGGGCUUACCAAGGCAGGCUGCUGGGAGCAGCGAGGGCAGGCUGGCCGUGCCGGGCCCCCCCGUGCUGCCCCCAGAGCCGAGCUGUGAAAGCUCCUUGUGUGUGUGGCUGGCAGCCGCCCCAGCGCAGGAUGCCGGGCAGAGGGAGACGGUUGCUACGGGCGGGUGAAUGCGAGGGGCUCACUGUGGGCUUUGUGCAGCAGCACCCACCGAGCUUUGCUUUCUCAGCCCUGUUGCCAGGGAAACAAAAGCCCCAGUUUUCUUCCCAGUAGCACAAAACUGAGUUUUUCCUUUCCCUCUGCCAGCCCUCCCCGCGUUGUGCUGACGCUGCUGGGGCUGUGGGGGUUUGGGAGCUCCUCACGGCAAAGGGCGUGCAUUGGGGCACAGAUGCCCGGCAGGGUCCCGGUUAGGGCACGGCUCCCCAGGGCUGGGCCCCCUGCAUAGGCAGCAGCGAGGCGGGAGGAAGGGCGAGGUGGCCGCUCUCAGGCGCUCACUCAGUGCCGCUCCGUCCUGAGCCCCGGCCAGGGACGAACAAAGGCCGGCUUGUUGCUGCGGCUGUGUGGGGAGGAAGGAGCCAGGCUGGGGGCAGGGAGGGGGGGCUGUGCAGCCCAUGCAGGCGAUGCGUGGUGCCUGUUGCACCCCAGUCUCACUCAGACCCCGCGCUCAGGCAGGCAGGCAGGGUGCCGUAAGCACCGCUCACAGCCCACAGGGAAGAACUGCUAGAGGCAGGAGGGCAGAGAUCAGACACCCCAGCACAGCUGCUCCAAAUCCAGCACUGCUGUCCCAGGAUAGGCCCAGAACACAGUGUGGGCGAGAGGAGAAUCCAGCAGCGAUGGCCACAGCUGGAGGGCUUGGAGCCCAUCUCCAUGAGUAAACAAACAAUGCAUUGGGAGCCAUCGGAUCGGUUCCAGCAGGUCCUGAGUGUCACCAUGGGGACUGCAAUCCAGACAGAGGCACCAGGUACUGCAGGGUGAGCAGGGACAGGGGGCUGGGCAGCGCUCCCAUGGCACAGGGAUAGAUAGCCCUGAGGUGGGGGGGAGAGGGGGGAACAGUGGCAGAGAGGAAGCAAUGACUGCAACCACACCCACCAACGCAAAAUUGUUAAUUUAUUAUUAUUAGGAGGCAAAAAAAUUGUACAGUUACAAGAAUCAUUUCCCAACAGAGGUCAAAUUUGCGCCAAAAUAUCUCUUAAAAAAAAAAAAUGGGGCGGAGAGGG